Gastrolobium bilobum is the source of this 859-nucleotide messenger RNA. RefSeq lists its product as uncharacterized. Lineage: Eukaryota; Viridiplantae; Streptophyta; Magnoliopsida; Fabales; Fabaceae. The annotation marks the transcript as partial. The record is from RefSeq and is a predicted model, not a curated record. The transcript is spliced from 2 exons.
AUGGCUCAAUAUUCUAAUGCUUUCAUGGAAGAGACUAGAGCUAAUACCAAGAACAUAAAUGCAUCUAUCAGAAAUUUGGAGAAUCAAAUUGGCCUACUAGCUAAGCAAAUUACUGAUAGCACUCCAGGUACUUUUCCUAGUAAUACAAUUACUAAUCCAAAGGAAGAUUGCAUGGCUAUCACAACUAGAAGUGGUAAAGUGGUGGUAGCUCCAGAAAAGUCGAACAUAAAUGUGGGAGCUGAUGAGAAGCUUAAUGACGUUAAGGAGCCAGAAAAAGAAGUGGUAAUUCCUUCUAAGGUUGUGAAGCCUCUUCAGAAAGGUGAAGAAGAAGAGCAACCGAUUGUUGCUAAAAAGAAAAAAUUUGAGAUGAAUCCUGGAUAUUUGCAUAUAAAUAUCCAUUUUGUUGAAGCCUUGGCUAGCAUGCCAAAUUAUGCCAAGUUCAUGAAGGAUCUAUUGUCUAGGAAACAUAAGUUGCAAGAAUGCAAGACUGUGACACUCACUGAAGAGUGUAGUGCAAUAAUACAUAAUAAGUUUCCUCCUAAGCGUCAUGAUCCAGGGAGCUUCACUAUUCCAAUUUCUAUUGGUAACACUAAUGUUGGCAAAGCUUUGUGUGAUCGUGGGGCGAGUAUAAAUUUGAUGCCCUUGUCUCUGUGUAAAUCUUUGGGGAUCUCUAAGCUUAAGCCUACUAAGGUUUCCUUGCAACUUGCUGAUAGAUCUUUGAGGAAACCCACUGGUAUAAUUGAAGAAGUCCUUGUGAAAGUGGACAAGUUCAUAUUUCCAGCAAAUUUUGUGGUGUUGGACAUGGAAGAGGGAACUGAAAUGCCUCUUUUGUUAGGAAGACCUUUCUUGGCUACUGCUC